CAUUCUGAAUCAUCUCCUUUGUUGCAUUAAAAAAAAAAAAAGGAAGGAAAGAAAAACCCCACACCAGCCAUGCUGAGGUGUGCAGGCAGCUGUGUUUGUCAGGAACGCAGAAGGAGUUGGCUUCCCUUUGGGGGAGGAGGUGCAAUCCCACACCCCCCUGGGAGGGGUAUAUAAGGAGCCCCGGGGCUGGGGGUGACAGGCACAGCCCUCAGGUUCCAGCCCAGCCCGCGCCUCCUGCCAGCUCCUCUCGUGCUGCUGAGAGCUCGGCACUGCUGCUUGGCCAUGGCCACCACGUUUCUGCAGACUUCCUCCACUUUUGGGGGUGGCUCUACUCGGGGGGGUUCCCUCCUGGCCGGGGGAGGAGGCUUUGGUGGGGGGAGUCUCUACGGGGGCGGUGGGAGCCGUACUAUCUCAGCUUCUUCUGCCAGGUUUGUCUCCUCUGGGUCAGCAGGGGGCUACGGGGGUGGCUUUGGUGGAGGGGCCAGUAGUGGUUAUGGGGGUGGCUUCGGAGGUGGCUUUGGUGGGGGUUUUGGCAGUGGCUUCGGUGACUUCGGCGGUGGAGAUGGCGGCCUCCUCUCCGGCAACGAGAAGAUCACUAUGCAGAAUCUCAACGACCGCUUGGCCUCCUACCUGGAGAAGGUGCGUGCCCUGGAGGAGGCCAACGCCGACCUGGAGGUGAAGAUCCGAGACUGGUACCAGAGACAGAGCCCAACCAGCCCGGAGCGUGACUACAGCCACUACUUCAAGACCAUCGAUGAACUUCGGGACAAGAUCCUGGCAGCUGCCAUUGACAACUCCCGGGUCAUUCUGGAGAUUGACAAUGCCAGGCUGGCUGCGGACGACUUCAGACUCAAGUAUGAGAACGAGAUGGCCCUGCGCCAGAGUGUGGAGGCCGACAUCAAUGGCCUGCGCAGGGUGCUGGACGAGCUGACCCUGACUAAGACCGACCUGGAGAUGCAGAUCGAGAGCUUGAAUGAGGAGCUGGCCUACCUGAAGAAGAACCAUGAGGAGGAGAUGAAGGAGUUUAGCAACCAGCUCGCUGGCCAAGUCAAUGUGGAGAUGGAUGCAGCACCAGGCGUGGACCUGACCCGCGUGCUGUCAGAAAUGAGGGAGCAGUACGAGGCCAUGGCGGAGAAGAACCGCCGGGAUGCCGAGGCCUGGUUCUUUAGCAAGACGGAGGAGCUGAAUAAGGAGGUGGCCUCCAACACAGAGAUGAUCCAGACCAGCAAGACGGAGAUCACAGACCUGAGACGCACGAUACAGGGGCUGGAGAUUGAGCUGCAGUCCCAGCUCAGCAUGAAAGCUGGGCUGGAGAGUACCCUGGCGGAGACGGAGUGCCGCUAUGCCGCGCAGCUGCAGCAGAUCCAGGGCCUCAUCGGCAGCAUCGAGGCCCAGCUGAGCGAGCUCCGCAGUGAGAUGGAGUGCCAGAACCAGGAGUACAAGAUGCUGCUGGACAUCAAGACGCGGCUGGAACAGGAGAUUGCCACCUACCGCAGCCUGCUGGAGGGCCAGGAUGCCAGGAUGGCUGGCAUUGGUACCAGAGAAGCCUCCCUGGGAGGUGGCGGUGGCGGCAAGGUCCGCAUCAAUGUUGAGGAGUCUGUGGACGGGAAGGUGGUUUCUUCCAGGAAGAGAGAAAUCUAA
Messenger RNA from Dama dama (fallow deer), 1641 nucleotides. RefSeq names its product keratin, type I cytoskeletal 15. Lineage: Eukaryota; Metazoa; Chordata; Mammalia; Artiodactyla; Cervidae. The transcript is spliced from 8 exons. The coding region runs from base 283 to 1641 and encodes 452 amino acids. Gene Ontology annotation, molecular function: structural molecule activity. The record is from RefSeq and is a predicted model, not a curated record.